This is a messenger RNA of Maniola jurtina (meadow brown), 1011 nucleotides long. RefSeq names its product trypsin, alkaline A-like. Bases 189 to 947 code for a protein of 252 amino acids. Gene Ontology annotation, molecular function: serine-type endopeptidase activity. NCBI's taxonomy places the organism in Eukaryota, Metazoa, Arthropoda, Insecta, Lepidoptera, Nymphalidae. The record is from RefSeq and is a predicted model, not a curated record. Gene Ontology annotation, biological process: proteolysis. The transcript has 4 exons.
CUAACAGUAUAUACUAAAACGAUUCAUACCAACACAAAUUGUGACUAUCAAGCAAAGAUACAGGGCAAAACAUUUGUUUCUUUAUCGACUCUAUCACUAAUUAAUCUUUAAAGUCCUACUUACGGGGAUCUAAUAUAAAUAUUUCGUUACAUUUGUUCAGUGAGACAGAAAUAAUCUAGUGAUACAAAAUGCGUGUGCUCUUGCUGUUACUUUUGGGAGUAGCUGUUGCAACAGCUGCAUCCACAAGGAUAAUAGGCGGAACAACUGUUGACAUCCGUCAGUACCCAUUCGCUGCUGCUCUCAUACACUCCAGAACAGGCUCAGGCACUUUUUACCAGUCAUGUGGUGGAACGAUCAUCAGUAACAGGGCUAUAUUGUCUGCAGCACAUUGUUUCGUUGGUCACAGUGUUAACCAGUGGCGCGCGAGAGUAGGUUCCAACAGAUCUAGUACAGGUGGCCGCGUGUACCAGUUCAACAGGAUCAUUCUUCACCCCUACUUCAAUAGUUUUACCUACGAUAGCGACGUUGCGAUCCUCCAGCCUACAACUAUCAUAGCUCUUGGCGGUAACGUUCAACUGGGUCCAAUUGCUGGGGAGAACUAUAACCUUUUCGACAAUAGCCCACUGUGGGCUGUUGGAUGGGGAGUCAUCAGUUGGGGCGGGCAAUACUCCGAUCUGCUUCGUCACGUGCAAAUUUCUUCCAUCAACCAGAACGUCUGCAGGCAGCGGUACGCCGGUCUGCGAAAUGUUACUGACAACAUGUUGUGCUCUGGGGUGCUCGAUAUCGGCGGUCGGGACACGUGCACAGGAGACGAUGGCGGAGCCGUCAUCCACAAUGGUGUCAUCGUGGGCAUUUCCUCCUGGGCGUACCAGUGUGGCCUACCAGGGUACCCUCGCGUCAACACACGUGUACCACGUUUCACUAGAUGGAUUGUGGCAAAUGCUUAGUGCCUAACUUACAUUAAGUAUGAUUAAGUAAUUGUUCUGUAAAAUAAAUCGUUGUAUUUUUCAA